GUUGCAAGACUUUAAAAGCCCUGCUGCUGAAGCCUCUCCAUCCAAGUUUUCUAUUUGGAUUGAGCUACAGGAGACACCAAGGACUAGCAAGAUAAUCAAAUCCUCAGGGAGCAGCUGCAAUGCCCACUAUUCUCCCUGCAAUCUUCCUCUUCCUCCUCAUUUCCAGUUCUGCUUCUGAAGAGGAUGACACCCUUGUCAACACCAGCAGUGGGCCCAUUAAAGGGAAAAAAGUCCUGACCGAUUCUGGGACUGUGACAGCCUACCUGGGCAUUCCUUACGCUGAGCCUCCAUUGGGGAAAUUGCGUUUUCAGAAGCCCCUUCCCCAUCAGCCAUGGAGUCAAGUCUUGGAGGCCACUAGCUAUGGAAGCCCUUGCUACCAAAGAGAUCCUUUCGGUUUGAUGUUUGUGAACAUGUGGGUUGCCAAGAAGCCUCACUCAGAGGACUGUCUUUUCCUCAACAUCUGGGUCCCUCACCCACGGCCCUCCACACCAGUUCCUGUGCUUCUUUGGAUCCACGGUGGGGGCUUUGUUGCUGGUGCCAGCUCUCUAGACUUAUACAAUGGAGCCGCUCUAGCUGCUGCUGAGAAUGUCAUUGUGGCUUCCAUGAAUUACCGCCUUGGAGUUCUGGGCUUUCUCUUCCUCCCACCAGAAGCCCCAGGGAACAUGGGACUGUGGGACCAGAAUUUGGCCAUGAAAUGGGUGAAGGACAAUGCAGCUGCCUUUGGGGGUGAUCCUGCUCACUUGACACUCCUUGGACAUAGCGCUGGAGCAGCAUCUGUAGGUUUCCAUCUCCUAUCACCAGCAAGCCGACCUCUCUUUACCCAUGCAGUAAUUCAGAGCGGAGUUCCCAAUGCCCCCUGGGCUUGGAGGCAUCCUAAUGAAUCCAUGUGGGCAGCCAUGAGGUUGUCUGAGGCUCUGAAAUGUGAACAAGGAAAUCAUAGUGACACAGAGAGCUGUCUACGUAAUGUGGUGAAUUGCCUACGGAAGGCAGAUCCUGAUGAGGGUGAGUUUUAUUUUUUGGAGAAAUUCCACGGACCCACUUCAGAUGGAGACUUCCUUCCUGAAGAAAUUGAAAAGCUUAAAGAGGCAGGGCUCAGUCAUGACAAACCACUACUCCUAGGCAUCACCAGAGAUGAAGGGUCCAUCUUUACCGUAUUUGUGAAUAAUAACAUCCUUGACAAUGGUGGAAUACUGACCUGGGAGGAGCUUCUGCAAGCAAUAAAUAUGAUGCUCCAACAGCAGGUUGAAGAUAGCAUUGUCAAAGCUUUAGCAAAGAAGUACAGUGAAGACACACAUGGGCCAGGACAGUACCUCAGUGCUUUGUCUCAUUUAUUCCGAGAUUAUUAUUUUUUGUGCCCACUAGCUGAGGUCACUGCAAAAAUGGAAACCUCUGGAAGUCCUGUCUAUGUUUAUUCUUUCAAUCGCCGCGUCUCUGGCUCCCUUUGGUAUGAGUGGAUGGGUGCACUGCAUGGAGUUGAAGUGCCUUACCUGUUUGGGACCUUUUCAGCCGUACUAGGGAAAAAUGACACAAUUACAGAAGCUGAUGCUGCACUGAGCCGGAGGUUGAUGCGGUACUGGGCAGAGUUUGCCAGAAGUGGGAAUCCCACUGGAUCUGAACCCAGCGAGGUACAGUGGCCACUCUACAAUGCUACAGAGCAGAAUGCCUUCCAUAUCGACACAGAGGCACCUCGGAUCAUGCCAAUAGCACCUGUCCAUCAGUGCAAUUUUCUGCCAACUCAGCAGUCAAAUGCAAGAAAAAGAAUGCAACUUAAAGGCCACUGCAUUUCAUCAGAUCACGUGAAGAACGUGGCAAAUGGGACUACAGCAUAACCAAAGGAACUUCCAUGCAGUUCUAGCAAAGGAGGUUGAAUAAGGUAAAUGUUCUCAUGGAUUUCAUAAUGGUUCUGUCUCUGAAGUUGAGCCUAAAGUCAUCCAUGAAGAUUGCUGCUUGAAAUUUUGAAGUUCAUUGAUCUGAAAUUUAUGAAAUAAAAAGUAGAAUACAAAAAAAA
Anolis sagrei ordinatus is the source of this 2008-nucleotide messenger RNA. Its product is annotated as cholinesterase-like. Gene Ontology annotation, cellular component: plasma membrane. Gene Ontology annotation, biological process: acetylcholine catabolic process; choline metabolic process. Gene Ontology annotation, molecular function: acetylcholinesterase activity. Lineage: Eukaryota; Metazoa; Chordata; Lepidosauria; Squamata; Anolidae. The record is from RefSeq and is a predicted model, not a curated record.